UGGCCCGGCUUGGCGCUGGCGGCUGCAAACAGUCCCGAGACGGCGGCUAACUCAUGGCUCCAGCUGUACCGGUGGCGACCCCGCGAACAGUGCGGCCUGGACCUGCUUUCCGCUAUCCGAGCGUGCCCUGAUGCGCGUGCGCGGCCCGGACGCAGCGCCCUUCUUGCUGGGGCUAUUGACUAAUGAGCUUCCGCUUCCGGGUCCCGCGGCGGGUGAGGCACCGCCUUCUACGCGCGCGGGCUAUGCCCACUUCCUGAACGUGCAAGGCCGGACACUCUAUGACGUCAUUUUGUACCGGCUCCAUGAGAGUUUGGAAGAAACACAGGGCUUCCUCCUGGAAUGUGACAGCUCUGUGCUGGGUGCGCUACAAAAGCACCUCAUGCUGUACAAGAUCCGGCGGAAGGUCACAGUGGAGCCGCACCCGGGGCUGCGUGUAUGGGCAGUGCUGCCUAGCACCUCCGAGGCUGGUGGGGUUGCACUGCUUCAGGAGAGGGUGGAAGCCACUUCCAUCCUUACCCGUGACCCCCGUACUGCAUGUAUGGGGUGGCGGCUCCUCACCCAGGAAGAAGGCCCUGCCCUGGUACCCAGAUGUUGGCUUGGAAAUCUUCAGGAUUAUCACCGACAUCGGUACCUGCAAGGCAUUCCCGAGGGGGUCCAGGACCUGCCACCAGGAGUGGCCUUGCCCCUGGAGUCCAACCUGGCCUUCAUGAAUGGCGUGAGCUUCACCAAGGGCUGCUACAUUGGCCAGGAACUGACCGCUCGCACUCACCAUAUGGGUGUCAUUCGCAAGCGCCUUUUUCCCAUUAAGCUCUCAGGCCCUCUCCCUGCAGGAGGCAUUGCCCCAGGCACAUCAGUGUUUACUGAGUCGGGACAGGCAGCAGGCAAGUUCAGGGCCGGCUUGGGGGAUGUGGGGCUAGCUCUGCUACAGUCAGAGAAAAUAAAGAGUCCUCUCCACAUCAGAACCUCUGAGAAUACUCAGGUGGCCUUAACUGCAUCAGUGCCAGACUGGUGGCCCAUGGUCACCAAGUAGCCUUUGAUGCCACCAAAUAGCCCUUGGCUCCUGCAGGUCAGUGAAGCUGUUGGGAUGCCUGGGGUCUCCGGUCAGAGCUGCUGUGCCCUACUGGAUGUGAGCCCCAUUUCCCAUGGUGGCCCCGCAAACACACUCCAUCUGGGAAAGUCCUUGUGUGUGUGCACUUUGCCAGGAGCUGCAGAUGUAGUGGAGUGCUUGCCAUGAGCUUUCUUCUGCCUGGGAGUUACAGAACUGGGCCCUGGAGCUACAGAAACUGUCUUGGGGACCAGAGGAGAAGAGAAGCAGCCCUGGUCCACCUGUAUGCUGCUCUGAGCCCUAGCAUGGACCAAAUUCAGCAUCUGUGGGCUGAGAACAGGAUGGCAUCCAUGCCUGGAGCUGACAGCUUCAGGGCCUUAUCCCCCACUCGCCUGCUGUUGAUGGGCCUUAAGGCCAGGGUGGCAUCUGGAGUUGGCAGGCUAAGGGAGGUGGUUUGGGAAUUGUUCUACUGUGCUUGCCUUGGGACAUACCUCAGGGCACAAGUUGUGUAUGGUGAUCUGAUGUUUGCUUGUGGAGGCACCACACUACACUGCUGUGCACACCUGAGCUAACCUGUUCUCUCUGAGUGCACGUCUGUGUGUUCAGGGUAGCACCUGCUUUCAAUAGUGCUGGGCACUGGAUGAGGUCCCAAGUCAGUUUACACUGAGGAAUUCCAAAUGGUGGUGCUUCACCAUGCCCAGGCUUGCUGAGCGAAGGGUAGAGGGUGGACCCCAGGGCUCAGAUUUUCUUGGGAGGGGCCUUCUGCUUCUUUGCUGUUUUACAGGUGUAGCCACAUGUUUUCAGUAUGAGAUGGAGUUGCUUUCCAGUGGUGAGGACACCCCUCUCCCCCUUUCAACCACUACCUUUUGAAUGAAUUUCCAUUAUAAUGUGAAUCAGCAGUUAAGGGGUGCCUCUCCAGGAGGCCCAGAGUGACUAUUAAAGUGUGAUGUACAAGCA
Tupaia belangeri chinensis (Chinese tree shrew) is the source of this 2002-nucleotide messenger RNA. It is a transcript of the gene IBA57, whose product is annotated as iron-sulfur cluster assembly factor IBA57. The record is from RefSeq and is a predicted model, not a curated record. NCBI's taxonomy places the organism in Eukaryota, Metazoa, Chordata, Mammalia, Scandentia, Tupaiidae. Gene Ontology annotation, molecular function: protein binding. Gene Ontology annotation, biological process: iron-sulfur cluster assembly. Gene Ontology annotation, cellular component: mitochondrial matrix.